This is a messenger RNA of Penicillium coprophilum, 2262 nucleotides long. RefSeq lists its product as uncharacterized. The record is from RefSeq and is a predicted model, not a curated record. Bases 1 to 2262 code for a protein of 753 amino acids. The transcript has 2 exons. NCBI's taxonomy places the organism in Eukaryota, Fungi, Ascomycota, Eurotiomycetes, Eurotiales, Aspergillaceae.
AUGGUCGACGUAGACCAGUUGCUGCGUCAGCUCGCAGAGAGAGACCAGCAGCUUGCAGAGAGAGAUCAGCAGCUCAAAGCGGCACAGGAUCAACUAGCGGACACCAACCUUCCUACGUAUCUCGAUGGUUUACACAAGCAUGUUUACCUUGGUCUUCAGGUCCAGCUGGAUAAAACCAAGUCAACACGUGGUGACCCCGCAAACACAACCAAUAAACUCCGUCCAAGAAAAAUCAUGAGAUGGCAGUCCUUCGCGCGGGAACAAGAGAAGGUGUGGGAACUUGUGAUGGAAUCUUCGCUGGUGGAAGACAAGCUAUUUGAUUCGCUUUCAUUUCUGGAAACUUUGGGAAAGCAAGUUCGCCAGUCACGAGUUGGGUCAGAGCUUGAUCUGCAUCACUUCAUUCGCGAGGCUGUUGAAAUCCGCGUCUCGAAUAUCAUUAAAGAGAUGUAUAAAGAUCCAGCUCUUCGUGAAGUAUUCGCCCUGAAAGGAUCUAUAGAGUUCGAGAACCAUGCCAACACGCUCAGUCCGGAGCACGAACUCGAGGAAGGAAUACUUAACCUAGACCUGGAAACUCGGCCAACGGCGCGGCGACGCUCGCCACGGCUAGCCGCCAGGGAGGAAAGCUCGUCACGAGCCGCAGCAAUGCAACCGCCAAAAACCCCACUUCCAAGCACAGUCAGCCGGCCUCGUGCCGAUCAAUUUUGCGUUUACAAUAUGUCGACUCAGUCAUCCGAAACAACCCAGCGUGUUGCAGCCUAUAUCAAGGAGUUCAAGUCUCCUCAUAAAGUGACACUGGGUCAUAUCUACGGAGGACUGGAGGAUAUGGAUGUGGAUCAGAAAGAGACCAAGGAGGACCGCCUCCGUCGCGCCAUGGCAGCACUUCUCACGCAGCCGUUCGAUUAUAUGAUCCGUGCCGGUACACGACGAGCGGUGUUUAGUACUGGUGAGGCAGAUAUCUAUCUAGGGAUUGGCGAUGAUCCUUCGAUAUUGCUUUAUCAUUUAUCUAUUCCAAAAGGGGACGUUGGAGAAACAACGGGGUGGCAGCCCUCUCUAAACAGCCCAAAUCGCCUACAUUUGACCGCUGUAGGGCAAGCUCUUGCUUUCACCCUCCAGGCGCUUAGUUUGCGACCUGAGGCCCAAUCAUGGAGGCAUCGGGCAGCUAAUUCGUUACCAAAGUGGCAAGUUGUGGUCGCCGAUAUUCUGGGUAGUAUCUCAAAAGAAGAUACCCCGUCGUCGGACUAUCGCCCCUCGCAAUUUAAUUUUAAUCGAAUAUCUCCGAUUCGUCUCCGCCAAAAAAGGCCUCAGCAGAGCCUCUCUUUGUGCCAAGAAUCGCAGGUCAUAGAUAAUUCAGACGAUGACCAUUCUGACUCGCCCGAUACUCCAAGUCGAAAUCCGCAGGUUACUCGAAACAUUCGGCCGAAUGAGACCUCAACGGCUCAUACAUCCACAUCCACUGCAUCGACUGGAUCGGGCUCCUCUUCACAAGAAAACCAACGCCGCUACUGCACGCUGGGAUGUCUUCGUGGCUUAAUUUCCCAAGAUAAGUUAGAUAAGGCUUGUCCGAACGCUGCAGAACAUGGCGUCACACGUCACCGCAUCAAUUCUUUGACAUUUCUCAACCUCCUACGGCGCCAGUUACACAAGACCAUCAACGCGGACUGCGAAAGUCUUGGAAUUCACGGUUCUCGAGGAGCGCUUCUCAAAGUCUCGUUAUCAUCCCACGGAUAUACAGUUCCUGCAAAGUGCACUAUCCCGGAGUUCACCAAGUACUUGAAACAUGAAGCGCUUGUUUACGACAGACUUCGUCCAAUCCAGGGCGUCAGCGUCCCACUCUAUCUAGGAAGCAUCGAUCUGACUCAUCCGUACAGCUACGAGGGAAUUUGUUAUCUCACGCAUAUGAUGCUAUUGAGCCCCGGUGGCCAGUAUCUCGGCGAAGUUCUCACAGAUUCAAACCGGGAGUCGAUGGCAGCUAAGACGAAGGAAUCGCUCUCGGCGAUGCAUCGUCUAGGGGUGUUGCAUCGGGAUGCAGCUGUCCGCAACCUAUUCUACAACUUUGAGAGUCAGAAUGUGGUCGUCUUGGAUUUUGAAAGGGCUGAAUUUAUCGAGCCACGCCCUGCUCUUGGGGUCUUAUCGCCCAAUCGAAAACGCAGGCACGUUUCCAAUCCGCGUAUGGAUAAAAAGGUCGAAACUGUAUUCACGCAGGAACUCAACGCAGCGCUAUGUGAUGUGCAGUGUAUCGAUCCUCGAUUCAGGAUUCUUUGA